AUGGUGAUUGUCGUUGUGUUUCUAUCAACAGAUGACGCUUGUUAUACUCCUGGUGGACAGCCCGGAAUUUGCAUACCAUACGCCAACUGUGAUGUCAUUGUGCGUCUUCUGAUUCAAAACUCUCAGAAACGUGAUCCCAAUAUAGAAAGUUACGUGCUCCAAAGUAUUUGCGGGAAUCGAGAUGUCUCACAGAUGGUGUGCUGUCCUGGUCUCAUAUUCAUUCAACAAACCACCCCUUCCUCCGGAUCGUUUUAUUUCUCUUCAAAUGUACAAACUAGUGGAGCAACCAAUGGUCCUACACCGAGUAGCACCGCUCCUCAACAGGUGGGGCAGUACAAGCUACCAACGAAUCCUAUCGACCAGUGCGGAAUGUCCAACGUAUCUCAUUCGCGCAUCGUUGGUGGCGUAGAUGCUCAGCGUGGAGCUUGGCCAUGGAUGGCAGUGUUGGGAUACCGUUCGAGCACUUUUGAUCUUACGGUUGGUCCGAAGUUUCUUUGUGGGGGUACACUAAUUACGAUCAGACACGUGCUAAGCGCUGCACAUUGCAUUCAAAAUCAGUUGUACUUCGUACGUCUGGGAGAGUACGAUAUCACUAACAACAACGACGGAGCAAAUCCCGUGGAUAUUUACGUAGAUCGAACUUUCAUUCACGAGCAGUACAAUGCAAAAACGAUCCAGAACGAUAUUGCUCUCAUUCGUUUGCAGCAAAAUGCACCACUGUCCGAGUGGAUCAAACCUAUCUGUUUGCCGGUGGAGGAAGCAAUUCGUUCGAUGGAUUUGACCUAUUACUCACCAUUUGUUGCCGGUUGGGGAACGAUCGCCUUUCGAGGUCCCACUGCUAGCAGGCUGCAGGAAGUGCAAGUGAUCAUUCUGCCUACGGACCAGUGCGCCUUCAAUUACAAGCUGUACUUUCCUGACCAGGUUUUCGAUGAUAAAGUGAUUUGCGCGGGAUUCCCCCAGGGCGGAAAAGAUUCCUGCCAAGGCGACAGUGGAGGUCCGUUGAUGUUGCCGCAGCGUUCAUCCAACGGCCAGUACUAUUAUUUCAACCUGAUUGGAAUAGUUUCGUACGGUUAUGAGUGUGCAAAGGCCGGAUUCCCAGGUGUCUACGUGAAGGUCAGUCCUUACAUUCCGUGGAUUGAAUCAAAGCUGAAUCUGUACAAAAAAACAAAAGUAAGAAGAUUGCCCAUCAUGUGGUUCCUGGAGUUGGUGAUUUUUUCCGCACUAAUUGUGAGCAGUGUACAUCCGCAAGCCCAGUCAUGUUACACACCAAACGGUCAGAUUGGCGUUUGUCAGUCGUUGCAAUAUUGCCCCACUUUGGUGCGUCUCUAUGAGCGAAAUCGAUCGCGGCAGACUAUAAAUUUUUUGGUCGCUUCUCAACGCAGCUGUGGGAAUCGCGUCUAUGGAGGCUACCCUGUCCUGUGCUGCACAGAUGGCGUAGAGUAUGAACAAAAUCCUUCUACUAGUUCACCUUUCAUCGAGUCGACGACAUCAACCACAACGACGACAACAACCACAACGACAACAACGCCUAGGCCCACCACUCAAGCUCCGAUCACAAUUGCUCCUAUUCUCCAAGCAGAUUGUAUUGGACCUGAUGGUAGAGAAGGGAAUUGCAUUAGUUUACGAAGCUGUCCAUCGGUGCUAUCGGAAUUCUUACAGCGCCAGAAAGACGCCCAGUACAUUAAAUACAUUCAAAACUCGAACGCUAUCUGCAAUUACAUUCAACCGAAUGUUUGUUGUCCUCUGGAAUUGCCAGUAACCAACGCACCGAAUACUCCUCCACCAACAGUAACCCCUCCACCUGCUCCUGUGACUGACGGACCUCCAGUGCCCAAAAAUAACGACAUUAUCCGAUUACCCACACCUAUUGAGGGAUGCGGUUACACCAAGGUAGAACAUGGUCGGAUUGUUGGAGGCAUGCCGGCAACCCUGAACGGGUGGCCGUGGAUGGCAUUAAUAGGAUACAAAAAUUCUCUGGGAGAAGUAUCGUUCAAAUGUGGCGGAUCUCUGAUCACCAAGCGACAUGUACUAACGGCGGCACAUUGUAUUCGUAAAGAUCUUUCUUCAGUUCGCCUUGGUGAGCAUGACACAUCGACUGACACAGAAUCUAAUCAUAUUGAUAUUCCAGUUGUUAAGAUGGAGACUUACCCUCAGUACGACAAGAAGGACGGUCACUCUGAUUUGGCGGUUCUUUAUCUCGGAGAGGAUGUUUCCUUCAAUGAUGCCAUUCGACCGAUUUGCCUUCCAAUCAGUGAUCCGGUGCGAAGUCGAAAUCUAGACGGCCUCACACCAUUUGUCGCUGGUUGGGGACGUACUCAGGAAGGCGGCAAGGCUUCCAACGUGUUACAGGAACUUCAGAUUCCAAUAAUACCAAACACACAGUGCCGUGGGCUAUAUGCUAAAAUAGGAAAAGCAUUUUCUGACAAACAAUUUGACGAUGCAGUUCUGUGCGCAGGAGUUCUGAAAGGUGGCCAGGACUCUUGUCAGGGAGACAGCGGCGGCCCACUGAUGGCGCCGAUGCGACGAGAUGGUUAUUUCGAUUACUAUCAGGUUGGCAUCGUUUCAUAUGGAAUCGGCUGUGCGCGUGCUGAGGUUCCCGGUGUCUAUACUCGAGUGUCCACGUUCGUGGACUGGAUUGAGCAAAAAGUUGGUGAGCCAGUGUGAUGGAAUGAUUUGUUAUAUACUCGAUUUAGAUAAAAUGUUAUUUUAUUCCUA
This is a messenger RNA of Topomyia yanbarensis, 2715 nucleotides long. RefSeq lists its product as uncharacterized. The transcript has 9 exons. The coding region runs from base 1 to 2664 and encodes 887 amino acids. Gene Ontology annotation, biological process: proteolysis. NCBI's taxonomy places the organism in Eukaryota, Metazoa, Arthropoda, Insecta, Diptera, Culicidae. The record is from RefSeq and is a predicted model, not a curated record. Gene Ontology annotation, molecular function: serine-type endopeptidase activity.